This is a messenger RNA of Olea europaea var. sylvestris, 1598 nucleotides long. RefSeq names its product 4'-phosphopantetheinyl transferase HetI-like. Gene Ontology annotation, cellular component: cytosol. Bases 176 to 1165 code for a protein of 329 amino acids. Lineage: Eukaryota; Viridiplantae; Streptophyta; Magnoliopsida; Lamiales; Oleaceae. Gene Ontology annotation, molecular function: holo-[acyl-carrier-protein] synthase activity; magnesium ion binding. The record is from RefSeq and is a predicted model, not a curated record. The transcript is spliced from 8 exons.
UCCGACAACUUUGAGAAGCUAUUCCGGGUCGGACUCCAAUUUAUUGUCAACUGAACCAAACAAACAAUACGUCAUUAACUCAAUACCUAAAUUUCGAACUCAUCGCCCUCAUCCCCUAAAUUCUGGUUUAUUAUCUGCAAAUAUUAAUCAUUUGUGUGAGUUCAAUUGUUAUCUGAUGCGCGGAUCUUAUUGCAGAAUGAAAUUGCAUUGCUUUGACAGGAAAUUCUUCCACUCUUCGCCUACGUUGACUCCCAUUCAACUCCCUUCACCAAUGGAAACCCAUUUGUGGUAUGUUAUACCUAGUGAAGUAAAGAGUGAAGCUUUAUUGAACCAGUAUUUGGAUAUUCUAUCUCCAUGUGAGAAAGAGACUGUGUUUCAAAUGCGGGGCGAGGAGCCGAGGAAGAGAGCCCUGCUGGCUCGUGCAUUGGUCCGCACUACCAUUGCCAGAUAUCAGAUAAACUCCCAAGUUAAUCCAAGAUCAUUGAGGUUCAGAAAGAACGUUCAUGGGAAGCCUGAGCUAGAAUGGAAUUUCAGUGAUCAUUGGCUAUCAUCUCCCUUGCAUUUCAACAUCUCGCACACUUCUUCUUUGGUAGCUUGUGGAGUAACCAUCAAUUCUCAAAUCGGCAUUGAUGUGGAAGAAAAGCACAGAAAUAUAAAACACAAUAUCUUGUCUUUUGCUCGUCGAUAUUUCUCUAAAGAUGAAGUUCAGUUCUUAGCUGAUAUUUUGGACCCUGAAAUUCGACGCCAGGAAUUUGUAAAAUUAUGGACACUCAAGUUCACAGUUUUUCACUUGAAGUCAAUUUAUUUCCAGGAGGCAUAUGUCAAAGCACUAGGAAGGGGAUUUUCUGGUGUACCUUUCAAGACAUUUACCAUUCGGAAUAAAGGUGGAGCUGGCUUUAGUCCAUUGGAGAAUUUAAAUUCUGAGGCUUGGCAAAUAGUGGUGGAUUCUUUUGAUGACCCCAUAGAUCUUACAAGUAAUUGGCAGUUUUUGCUCUUAGAGUUGGCUGGUUCUCAUUAUGCAGCCAUCUGUAUGGAAAAUAUUGGUGCCGUUGAAGGGAAAAGAACCGUUCCAGUCAAGUUGAAAGUGUGGAAGACAAUUCCAUUUUUAGAAGAUGAAUGUGUUUCAGGAACAGAUGCAGUUAAAUCAAUCAGCGGCUUGAAAUAGUUAUAUUCAUUUUGUGACAUCCACUGAUGAUCAGCAAAAGUCGGGAUAUUUGGAUGUGCAUCAUUCUAAGCCUAAGAGAUGUAAAUUUUCAAAGUUGAUGACAAUCAACUACCCCAGUUUGAUCAAUUGGCAAACAGAGACAUCGGCUAGUGCAACCUGAUUUUCAUGUUGUAGGGCCUUCGAAGUAAUUUGCACAAAGUGGCCUUCUAUUGACUUGAAGGAUACAGUUCUUUUUGGCCCAUGAGUAGGUUGUUUUCCAUAGGAAUGAAAUUUGAAAAUCUGAGAAUUAUUAUCAUUUUUUUUUUUAUACCUAUACAUGAAUGUGAUAGAACUCUAACUUGUGAUGCUGUGAAUUCAAGCAACUGUGAGCAAGGAACUAGAAUUUUUUAAUAUAACAGAGGAACUAAGUGAGAUAACUGGAAUUGAAAAACAA